UGUCCCAUCAUUGGUAUCAGUGGGAGGAAUAGUGCCCCAUCAUUGGUGUCAGUGGGAGGAAUAGUCCUCAUCAGUGCCCAUCAGUGGAGCCUCAUCAGUACCCAUCAGUGCUUCCUUAUAAGUGCAGCAUCCUCAGUGCCUCUUCAUCAGUGCCCAUCAGUGCUGCCUUAUCAGUGCAGCCUCAUCAGUGCCCAUCAGUGCAGCCUCAUCAGUGCAGCCUCAUCAGCGCCCAUCAGUGCAGCCUAUCAGUAUCCAUCAGUGCCACCUCAUCAGUGCAGCCUCAUCAGUGCCCAUCAGUGGAGCCUCAUCAGUACCCAUCAGUGCUUCCUUAUAAGUGCAGCAUCCUCAGUGCCUCUUCAUCAGUGCCCAUCAGUG
Messenger RNA from Staurois parvus, 375 nucleotides. The record is from the annotation of a GenBank genome assembly. NCBI's taxonomy places the organism in Eukaryota, Metazoa, Chordata, Amphibia, Anura, Ranidae.